GCUGCUCCGGGGGGACCGAGCUGCUGCGGGCCGGCGCGGGGUGUCCCGCUGCCCCCAUGCAGGGGAUGGGGAGCCUGCGGCUGGGCAGCCGCGCCGUCAUGUACACGGCCGAGACCCUGCCCAAGGGCAAGAACCGGGUGAUGGGGACCAUCCAGAUCAUGACCGGCUUCAUGUACAUCGGCUUCGGGAUCGUCCUGACCACGCUCACCAGCGUCUACACCUCCGUCUUCGUCAUCGGCGAGAUCCCCUUCCUGGGCGGCGUGUCCUUCAUCAUCUCAGGCUGCCUCUCCAUCGGGGCGGAGAAGAGCCCCACAGAGUGUGCGGUAAAGGGCAGCCAGACCAUGAACAUCAUCAGCGCCAUCUUCGCUCUGCUGGGCAUUGUCGCCUUCAUCGUAGACCUCAACCUGAACGGGCUGUACCGCUCCAGCUUCGACUACUACAGCUAUCUCAUCCCGCUCGCAGGGAACGGGAUUUCCAUCGUGCUGCUCAUCUUCACCAUCCUGGAGUUCUGCAUCGCUGUGGCCACUGCUAAUUUCUGGUGCCGGGCCACCCGUCUCAGCUCCAAUGAGGCCAUGCUGAUCGUACCCAGCACCACGCGGGUGGACCUGGCAGUGCCACCGGCUGACCUGCCGCAGCCGCCCAGCUACACUGAGGUGAUCCACGAUCCCAAAGAGCAGCCCAGCUAGAAGUGGAGCCGGGGCUGGGCUGGCUCCCAGGAGCAGCGUCCGACCCCUGCCUGCAUGACAGACCUCCUCCCACCACCGACGGUGCCUCCCCUGCGCCGGGAAAGCAUGUCACCCAUUCCCGGGAGCACCCAGGCACCUCCACCUCCCGCAUUGGGCGCUGCUCCAGGCAUGGGCGGGUGUGGGGGGCAGGGGGGAGGCCAGAGCCUCCUCAGACCCCACGGGGUGGUGGGUGCCAGGGGCCAUCCAGAGCCCUGUCCCCUCCUAGAAGCAGCAGCUCUUUGGUUUCUUUGCAGCUGGCCGCCCCUGAAGUCUAGCGAGGUGCUGGCCCCAAGGACUUCGGUGCAGGGUCCUGCCUCCAUGCUCCCGAAACCAUCCCCAGCCAGCUCCCCAUGCCCAGGGCUAUGGCAUCCUCUUCCUACUGCGCUGCAGGUGGGGACACACUGGUACCCCCCUCCUGAAAGCCAGCAAGCACCCUGGAUUUGCCCCCUCCUCGCCCAUCUCCUGCCCCCGCGCUAGGUCACAAAGAGAGACUCUUUGCCUGCUGCCUGCUUUGGAGAGCGGGCUUCUCUGGGGGGGGCGGGGGGGGGCAUCUUGGGGCUUCACGGGGUGUUUCUGCCUAUAAAUACCUGGCUGGCUCCUGGGGUUCAUUCAUGUCAGGGAUCAGGAGCUCCCCGAGGUCUGGCAGCCGUGUAGCAGGCAGCUUACGGAGACCCCAACAUGUGCUGGGAGCCGGGUGGGCAGCCGGACCAUCUACCUCUGCUCAUAUCCAGUUUGCUUUAUUUUAUCUUUGAAAUAAAUGCUCUGUCCAAUAAA
Molecule: messenger RNA, 1499 nt
Organism: Falco peregrinus (peregrine falcon)
Lineage: Eukaryota; Metazoa; Chordata; Aves; Falconiformes; Falconidae
Product: membrane-spanning 4-domains subfamily A member 12-like
Exons: 6
Coding region: 57-686 (209 amino acids)
Biological process (GO): cell surface receptor signaling pathway
Cellular component (GO): plasma membrane
Source: RefSeq, a predicted model, not a curated record